Molecule: messenger RNA, 1992 nt
Organism: Hypanus sabinus (Atlantic stingray)
Lineage: Eukaryota; Metazoa; Chordata; Chondrichthyes; Myliobatiformes; Dasyatidae
Gene: eapp
Product: e2f-associated phosphoprotein
Exons: 6
Coding region: 66-941 (291 amino acids)
Biological process (GO): positive regulation of cell population proliferation
Cellular component (GO): nucleus
Source: RefSeq, a predicted model, not a curated record
GGAACCGCCCACUCUGCGUCAUUGCUUUGCGCCGGAAGUAUUGCCCGCUGGUGACGCUUGGGAAGAUGAACGGACUGGAGGUUGAGGAUCCGUACCUGGUGGAGGAGCUGAGUGAGGAGGAGCCUGUGUCCAGUUCUGAGGAUGAGUUGGACGUUCUACUCCACGGCACGCCUGAACGCAAGCGCAAACUGAUCAGGGAGUGUUUAACGGGUGAAAGUGAAUCCAGCGAUGAUGAAUUUGAGAAAGAGAUGGCAGCAGAGUUGGAUUCCACCAUGAAGGUUAUUGAGGGGAGCUGGUCGCUCAUUCCUGAAGGUGCUUCCUCCAGUGUUGGAAGCUCCCAGUCACAAGCAGCUCCCCAGCAUCAGUACUAUAAUGAAGUUUACUUUGACUCGGACUCGGACUCGGAGGGAGAAGAUGAGCAAGAAGGAGGCUGUUCACAGGGUAGACACAAGAAGAGGCAGAGGCAAAAGGUCCUGACAAAUGACGAGCUGUUGUACGACCCAGAUCAAGACGACCGCGACCAGGCCUGGGUUGACAUGCAGAGGAGAGGGUAUCGUGGACUUAAUAAGCAACCAAACAUGUCAGAAUCUCUGCCAGUUCCUAGCAGUGAUGCAGUUUUGAACUGCCCAUCUUGUAUGACAACUCUGUGUCUGGACUGCCAACGGCAUGACUUGUACAAGGAGCAGUACAGAGCUAUGUUUGUGAUGAAUUGUAUCAUUAAUAGAGGAGAAAUUCUCCGGUACAAGAAUCCUUCAAAUAGGAAGAGAAAAAACAGGUGCAAGAAGGUGAAAUAUCCCAGUGGAGAUACCUCUGUCGGUUCAAAACAAGAUGGGGGGGAGAUAUAUCAUCCAGUGCGCUGUGCAGAGUGUUCAGUGGAAGUAGCUGUUUUUGACAAAGAUGAAGUGUAUCAUUUCUUUAAUGUUCUGGCCAGCCAUUGUUAAUGUCACAAAUACUUUUUAAAAAAAAAGUCCUGUUGAUUUACUGAGUCCAUCCACCUUUGCAAUGGAGUAGUUAACUGUUCCAGUAGUAUCAAUCAGUAUGAUACAGCCACAUUCAGCUGAGAUGCGUGUAGACUCAAUCUGGGUACUUGGCUUCAUGACACAGACACCAUGUCUUCCAUAUUGGCUCGUUAAAUUUUUGCUAAAAUAUUGAUCUGGAGUGGGAGGCUAAGAAAACUGUGUAGCUUGGCAACAGAGAGGGCAAGAUUGGAAGUUUUCAAAUUGAACCAAAUCACUGUGGUGAACCUUCAUUAAGUUAAUGAUCGUAGGUUUUCAAAGAUCUUGGAUACCCUACUAAAUGUAGACAAGAACAGAAAAUAAAGGAAGUUAUUGUUAAUUUCCUUCAAAUCCAUUGACUGCAGGCCCAAUUUACUUAUUUUGUGUCUCCUGACCGACUUGGAUUUAGACUAUAUAUACACACAAUAUGCAGGAUUUAAAUGUGUCAAUCUAUUUCCCUGAGUUUCCAUAAGCAAGACAUACUACAAACUCCAGACAGCUCUGGAGAUCAGGAUUGAAGAAAGGCUGCUAGAAACAAGUCAAGAGGAGCAGAAUUUGGCCCAUCCAAUCUGCUCAGAUCCAUCUUGGCCAAUAGAUUUGCCUUCUCAACCCUAUUCUCCUACCUUCUCCCUCCACAGCCAUCAGUAGCAAUGAUUCACCACCUUCUGGCUAAAGAAAUUCCUCAUCUGUAUUCUAUAGGAAUGUCCUGUUCACCCCCACUAUAGGGAACAUCCUCCACAUCCACUGGGUUUCAAUGUGAUUUUCCCCACUCCCCCCCCCCCCCCCACUUCUUUAAAAAUCCAGCGUUUAAGCCCAGGCCAAUCAAACAUUAAUCCUUUUGUGUAUUUAAUAUUUUAAUGAGUAAUCUUGUGUUUAUAUGUUUCAUUAAUCAUUCUUGUCAUUUUGUUAAUUACUGGUUAUGUGUAAAAAUGCAUUAAUUGCAAACAAUAUCAUGUGAUAUGUGCUCCCUUCAAAGUAAACUCAAACUGGACCCAUA